AUGCUGGAAGAGGCCCCUGUUAUAGCAGGACUUUGUGUAGUGGAUUUCCAUCACACUCGAGGCCCAGAGACAGAAUAUUGGUGCAGUUUACCCGCUGGAACGGAUGAGACCAAGAUAUGGCCCAAUUUGCCCUUUCAGGCUUUACCAGAUGGAUCACACUCUUUUAAAGAGACGUUUACAUAUUUCACCUUAUUAUUCAAUGAAAAGAAGAAGUGUAGUCCUGAAAAUGGUGCUACUGAACUACCGGAAGAUGAAUUGAAGGAUUACGUUACCUUUUUCGCAAUCUCAUGCUCAAGACAAAUUCGCAGUGAUGAAUUGAUACACAGAGGUAGUGAUAUAACCAGAUCUACAGUGCAAAAAGCUAUAGUGGUCAUAUCGAGACAACCGAUCUUUGGCCAGAUAAAGGAUAAGUUGAGUCUGGUCACUAAUGCUUUUUUCAUGCAACGAAAUUUCUCUGAUAGAACCAUCAUAUCUUCUCUGCAUGAAAACCUGAUGUCCAUGUUCAAGGUUUCACCAGGCAGUCCGCCGGAAGGCCAGCUUUAUGUGGGCUUAUCUCUGCGAAAAAUAAUAUAUGAUCUCAAGAAGGAUAUUCUAGUACUACUCAAGGCUCUUUUAUUGGAGAAACAAAUCAUUUUUUAUGGUACCAAUGUUGAAGCUCUGUGUAAUUUACAAUUUGGUUUAAUCAGUCUCAUACCAACCCUCCUGUCCAACCUUCACUACUGCGGAAGCCCACAGUUGCACGAGCCGUUAGAAGAGCUGAAUGUUGCAACUUCAUUCAAGUCAAGUGAUCGUCAAUCGGUCUUAGCAUUCCUUGGAUUCCCACUGCGCAUCUUUGAGAAAGGUGGUCUUUUCUCGCCUUAUACACCACUGCAGCAGAUGGAUGAUAUUAAAUCGAAGCAUACCCAGUUCUUCAUGAUAGGAAGCUCUAAUUCUCUGCUAGCGGAACAAAAGACAGAACUGUGUCACAUAUUUGUGGAUGUUGACGCAUCAGAAGUCGAAAUCAUUGACAAGUCCUUGAGCCCUGCUUUACAAUUAAGCGGGAACGAUAAGAAAUGGAUUGACUCCAUAUCAAAUAUUGUGUCGCAAAGUUGGAAUGAAAAUGAUCUUUAUACGCCGAAGAAUUCUCAGUUCGAAGGUAGUGAGGAUUUUAUUCGCUGGCAAUUUGAGGAUUAUUUAACUCGAUUACUGUCAAGCAUCAAGCUGAGCGAAUAUGUUACGUCUUAUACCGAUAAUCAAAUGGCCUUACAAUCAGUACCUGAAGAAAUGCUACGUUCUAAUUCCAUACAACAUUUCAACAAUUCUUGGGUUGCUAAGUGGAUAACAACCGAAAACUAUGCCAUAUUUCGAGAUUGCACAGAUGAUAGGUUGUUUGAUCUAUUCCCUCCGAAACAUCCUUACAAUGGCGUUGAUACGAUGACUAUUUUACAGCAAAAAUUAGCUGCUACCUUCCAGAAUUUAAAGAGGGCUAACAGUCACCCUAGUUUAGAGGAGAAGGCUAAAGAUGAGGAGUCUCAAACUAGCCAAGAACCAUCAGCUGGGUCUGCUAGCGUAGUUUCGAAGGACAAUUUGAAAGGAUCGAAUACGAGCGACAAAGAGCAGAAUUUAUGGUCAUCUUGGAAAGAAUAUUUUAAUGCGAGAAAGCGAGGAAAGAAGAGGGAUGGCGAGGAUGAUAUAAAAUCUACGGAGUAUUUGAACAAUAGUCAUUCCACUCAGGAGGCUAUUGGAAGUGCAUUGGUUGGUCUAGGCUUACAUUAUGAUAGCGCUCAAGAAGGCAAAUCCGGCGAGUCUGAAGAUGAUGAAUGGGUUACAAAUGAAGUUGACGAGGCUUCCAAUGAAGGUGACCAUUCGCGGGAUGAUGCUAUAUAG
Molecule: messenger RNA, 1866 nt
Organism: Torulaspora delbrueckii
Lineage: Eukaryota; Fungi; Ascomycota; Saccharomycetes; Saccharomycetales; Saccharomycetaceae
Gene: AVL9
Product: Avl9p
Exons: 1
Coding region: 1-1866 (621 amino acids)
Cellular component (GO): cytoplasm
Source: RefSeq, a predicted model, not a curated record